AUGGAUGCCCGUCAGGUGCUGCAGAGCACUCUCGCGCCAGAUGCUACCGAGCGUAGCAAUGCUGAACAGCAACUGGCUCACGCCGCCGAAGUUGACUUUGCCGCCUAUCUCAUUACCCUCGGUCAGGAACUGGCUAACGAGAGCAGCCCUCCCCACAUCCGUGUCGCUGCUGGUCUUGCUUUGAAGAACGCUUUCACUUUCCGGGAUCAAGCCAAGUUGCGCGAGGUGCAGCUGCGAUGGGCUCAGAACCUCAGCCCCGAGACCAAGACGCAAGUCAAGGAGCUCGCACUCAAGACCCUGGCGUCAUCCCAUCUCCGCGCCGGCACUGCCGCCGCUAACCUGAUCGUUUCGAUCGCCGCCAUUGAGUUGCCGCGUGGUGAGUGGCCCGAGUUGAUGAACGCCCUUGUCCAGAAUGUCGGCAGUGGCAAUGUCGGACUGAAACAGUCAUCUCUCACUGCUAUCGGCUACCUCUGCGAGUCGCAAGAUCCCGAUCUUCGCGCUAGUCUGACACAACACUCCAAUGCUAUCCUUACCGCGGUCGUUCAGGGUGCUCGGCGCGAGGAGCCGAACAUGGAUGUUCGGUUUGCCGCUAUCGCCGCUCUCAGUGAUGCUGUUGAUUUCGUUCGCUCCAACAUGGAAAACGAGGGAGAGCGCAACUUCAUUAUGCAGGUUGUCUGCGAGGCCACUCAGGCCGAUGAGAUUCGUGUGCAGUCUGCUGCAUUCGGCUGCCUGAACCGUAUCAUGGGAUCCUACUACGAGAAGAUGCGCUUCUACAUGGAGAAGGCUCUGUUCGGCCUGAGCAUUGCGGGCAUGAAGAGCGAGGACGAGGAAGUUGCCAAACUGGCUAUCGAGUUCUGGUGCACUGUCUGCGAGGAGGAGAUUGCCAUCGAAGAUGACAACAUCGAGGCUCAACAGGAAGGCGGCGAAGCUCGUCCUUUCUUCGGGUUUGCUCGCAUCGCUACCGGAGAGGUUCUCCCGGUCUUGCUCAGUUCCAUGUGCCGCCAGGAUGAGGAUGCCAGCGAUGAUGAAUACAAUGUGUCCCGUGCUGCUUACCAGGCUAUGCAGCUUUGGGCCCAGUGUGUGCAGGGCGCUAUCAUUCAGCACGUCGUGAGCUUUGUCGAGGAGAACAUCCGCAACGAGGAUUGGCACCGUCGUGAUGCUGCCGUCGCUGCUUUCGGUGCCAUUAUGGAAGGCCCCGAGCCCAGUGUUCUGGAGCCGCUGAUCAAGCAGGCCUUGCCUGUGCUGAUUGGAAUGAUGGAGGAUAGCUCCGUCUCUGUUCGUGACUCCACUGCCUACGCUCUGGGUCGCGUGUGCGAUUGUUGCCCUGAGGUUCUCGACCCCGAGGUUCACCUUCAGCCCCUUAUCUCGUGCCUCUUCAACGGCCUUGCCAGCUCCCCCAAGAUUGCCAGCUCCUGCUGCUGGGCUCUUAUGAAUGUCGCAGACCGCUUCGCCGGUGACGAUGGUUCCCAGACCAACCCUCUGUCAAAGCACUUUGAGGACAGUGUGAAGUCCCUUUUGACAGUUACUGAGCGACAAGACGCCGAUAACCAGCUCCGUACUGCUGGAUACGAAGUUCUUAACUCCUUUGUUAUGAACUCCGCCAAUGACAGCCUGCCCAUGGUUGCCACUCUCUCAGACGUUAUUAUCCAGCGUCUCGAGCACACCGUUCCUAUGCAACAGCAGGUCGUCAGCGUCGAGGACCGUAUCCUUCUCGAGGAGAUCCAGACUAGCUUGAUCAGUGUUAUUCUGGCCAUUGUCCAGCGCUUCGAGAUUGAGAUCAAGCCCCAGGCUGACCGCAUCAUGAGUGUUCUGCUCCAGGUUCUGUCUACCCUUGGCGCUAAGUCGAGUGUGCCGGAUGUCAUCUUUGCCACUGUUGGUGCUAUUGCCGGCGCUCUUGAGGACGAUUUCGUUAAGUACAUGGAAUCUUUCAGCCCCUUCCUGUACAACGCUCUUGGCAACCAGGAGGAGCCCGGUCUGUGCUCCAUGGCCAUCGGCUUGGUCAGUGAUAUUGCUCGUGCCUUGAACGAGAAGGUCCAGCCUUACUGCGACACAUUUAUGAACCUCCUGCUCAAGACUCUUCAGACUUCUACCAACCAGCUCAAGCCUGCCAUCCUCGAGACCUUCGGCGAUAUCGCUCAGGCCAUCGGAACUAACUUCGAUACUUAUAUGGCGGUCGUUGGCCAGGUCCUCCAGCAGGCUUCCAGCGUUACCACUAGCUCCGAUCUCCCAUAUGACAUGGUCGAUUACAUCGUUUCCCUUCGUGAGGGCAUCAUGGACGCCUGGGGUGGUAUUCUUCUGUCCUACAAGGGCACUCCUUCGAUUACUCAACUCCAGCCUUUCAUCGAGUCUAUCUUCCAGCUUCUUCACAUUAUCUCUCAGGAGAGCAACCGCAGUGAAGGUCUGAUGCGGUCUGCCAUGGGCGUUAUUGGUGAUCUCGCCGAUGCCUUCCCCAAUGGCGAGCUUGCUGCUUACUUCCGCAACGACUGGGUCACUACCCUUGUGAGAGAGACCCGCACAACUAGACAGUACAGCGACCGCACGAUUGAGACUGCCCGCUGGACCCGUGAGCAGGUCAAGCGCCAGAUCAACAUGGGUGCCGGUAUGGGCUAA
Molecule: messenger RNA, 2610 nt
Organism: Penicillium paradoxum
Lineage: Eukaryota; Fungi; Ascomycota; Eurotiomycetes; Eurotiales; Aspergillaceae
Product: karyopherin beta
Exons: 7
Coding region: 1-2610 (869 amino acids)
Biological process (GO): protein import into nucleus
Cellular component (GO): cytoplasm; nucleus
Molecular function (GO): small GTPase binding; nuclear import signal receptor activity
Source: RefSeq, a predicted model, not a curated record